GCAAGAUACGCGACAAAUAUUUUGCAGUUAAUUUAGUUAGAAAGUGUCCAUAUUUGCUGCGAUUUUCACCCCAUUUUCUGCACAAUUUUCCUCCCCUAAAGGUGGUAGUUACUGCGUUGCAAAAUGGUUAAAUACAAAAACUGGUUAUUCGCGAUUUUUGUUAUAUCUUUCGGGGCUGUGAAGUGCUUCGAUAUAAAUAUAGGUCUGCUGUAUGAAAGCAACAAUGCCCAAAUCGAAAAAGUUUUCCACAAAGCGAUCGAAUUAGCCAAUACGGCAUUAAUGGAAGAAGCGCACCCCCUAGUCGGUCGGACGGCUGAAAUCUCCUUCGGGAACUCCUACGACUCAUCCAGAAAACUAUGUAAAAUGUUGCGAGGUGGCGUGGCGGCCAUAUUCGGGCCGGGAACAACAGCUUCAUCGACACACGCUAUGAGCAUAUGUGAUGCCAAAGAAGUUCCCUACAUCGAUACACGCUGGGAUGCCGAAACCAAAUUGCCUACAAUAAAUAUCCACCCACAUCCUGCAAAUAUAAUUUUGGCUAUAAGGGAUUUAGUUAAUUCAUAUGAAUGGAAAGGAUUUACGAUACUUUAUGAAUCGGGGCCCUAUCUACCAGCGCUUGAUGAGCUCCUACAGAUGUACGGGAAAAACAGUCACACGAUUACUGUUCGUCGUUAUGACUUGCAUCUGCAGGGAAACUACCGGAAUAUUUUAAGGAAAAUAAAGCGAGGUCAUGACCGAAAAAUUGUGAUCAUUGGUUCCAUAGAGACCCUUCCCGAUUUAUUACAACAGAUACAGCAAGUUGGUCUUAUGAACGAACGGUUCCAAUAUAUCAUAGCCAACUUGGACCUUCACACUAUCGAUUUGGAGCCUUACCAAUAUAGUGAAUCAAACAUAACCGGGAUUCGCUUAUUCGAUCCAAAUGAUUUUCGAGUCAAACUAUUAUCGGAGCAUCUAAGCCAAGCGGAGGAAGAAGGGGAGGAAACACCUCCAGAAGAACCUGAAGUGGGAGUCGAAGUCGAAGAAGCUCUUGGUGAAGGUGCGGAAGAAGAGAAACCAAACGAAGAAAAUAAUCAUGGAGGUAAAACCGACAUCACGAUCCAAAUGGCUCUUAUCUAUGAUGGAGUCCAUUUAUUAGCGGAAACUCUACGUCACGUUGGAAGCUUGGAGCUAUUCGAGCCUAUUAACUUAAACUGCCACGAUUCGAGUACUUGGGAGACGGGAUUCACAUUGGUUAACUUUAUGAAAUCUACAACCUUCCAAGGCAUCACAGGAGAGAUAAAAUUUGAUCAUCAAGGUCUUAGAACUGAUUUUGUAAUGGACAUUAUUGAACUUACUGCAGCCGGGAUCGUAAAAACGGGCCAAUGGAGUUCCGAUGUAGGACUGCAUAUUGAACGUCAGCCCCAAAAGUUUGUGCUGGAAAAUGGUGGAAGGAAAUUUGCAAAUAAGACCUUUAGAGUGAUAACUGCUAUAACUCCUCCUUAUGGAAUGCUGAAAGAAACUUCGCAGAAACUCACUGGAAACGAUCAAUACGAAGGAUUUGGGAUCGAACUCAUUCAUGAGCUUUCACUUAUGCUAGGUUUCAAUUAUACGUUCCUCAUACAGGAAGACAAAGUGUAUGGAUCGUAUAAUAAGGAGACCAAGCAGUGGAGUGGAAUGAUUAAGGAGAUAAUCGAAGGGAGAGCUGAUCUAGCUAUCACGGAUCUAACUAUGACUUCAGACAGAGAAAUGGGAGUGGAUUUCACGAUGCCAUUCAUGAACUUGGGAAUUUCAAUUCUCUAUCGAAAACCAAUCAAAGAGCCUCCAGAGCUAUUCUCCUUCAUGUCGCCGUUCUCGAAAGAAGUUUGGCUGUAUUUAGGGGGAGCAUAUCUCAGUGUAUCCUUAAGUCUGUUUAUACUCGGCAGACUAUCACCUGCUGAAUGGGAUAAUCCGUAUCCUUGCAUCGAAGAACCAACCGUACUGGAGAAUCAAUUCAGCUUCAGCAAUGCAUUGUGGUUUACCAUUGGUGCCUUGUUGCAACAGGGUUCUGAAAUCGCACCAAAGGCUCCAUCCACGCGGACAGUGGCUUCCAUUUGGUGGUUCUUCACUCUAAUCAUGGUAUCAUCCUACACGGCUAAUUUAGCUGCGUUCUUGACGGUUGAAUCGUUGUCAUCACCUAUAAAUAGUGCAGAGGAUUUAGCAAAUGGAGCUGGUGGCGUGAAAUAUGGUGCGAAAAAGGAUGGCAGUACAUAUAAUUUCUUCAAGGAUGCCAAGUAUGAGACCUACCAGCGUAUGCAUGAGUAUAUGGAAAACCAUCCAGAGCUGCUGCCAAGCUCAAAUGACGAGGGUGUUGCCAAAGCUGAAAAUGAGAACUAUGCUUUCCUAAUGGAGUCUACAUCUAUUGAGUACACCAUUGAGAGAAAGUGCAACUUAACCCAGGUUGGUGGACUGCUCGACGAGAAAGGCUAUGGUAUUGCUAUGAUUAAAAAUUCCCCCUAUCGCAACGAACUAAGCCAAGCUAUCCUGAAUCUACAAGAACAAGGUAAACUAUCGAAGAUGAAGACUAAAUGGUGGAAGGAGAAACGUGGAGGUGGAGCCUGUUCUCAAAAAGCGCAAAGUGACAGUGCUGCAGAACUUGGAAUGGCUAAUCUAGGAGGUGUGUACUUUGUCCUUAUAGUAGGUAGUGUCCUGGCAAGCGUUUAUGGUGUUAUUGAAUGGAUUUAUAUUAUAUUUAGAAGAUCAAGAGCUUAUUCGGUACCAUUCAAAGAAGAGCUAAUGGACGAACUUAAAUUUGUAUUGAAAUGUUCCGGCAAUACAAAGGAAGUAAAACACCGGAAAAGCUCAUCAACUGGAUCACGCAACUCAUCCAUGACUCUUGAAUCAAUGGAGCUGGAUAAUAGUGAGAAAACGAAUCUCCACAAGGGAAAGGAAACCAAGAAUGAUGCUUGACUUUUCUAAAAAUUGUUUGCGCGUUUUUAAAAUUAUUCGAAAUAAAUUAUUUUUGUUCCAAUUUUC
Hermetia illucens (black soldier fly) is the source of this 2988-nucleotide messenger RNA. RefSeq names its product glutamate receptor ionotropic, kainate 2-like. NCBI's taxonomy places the organism in Eukaryota, Metazoa, Arthropoda, Insecta, Diptera, Stratiomyidae. The coding region runs from base 124 to 2922 and encodes 932 amino acids. Gene Ontology annotation, biological process: modulation of chemical synaptic transmission; monoatomic ion transport; synaptic transmission, glutamatergic. Gene Ontology annotation, molecular function: transmitter-gated monoatomic ion channel activity involved in regulation of postsynaptic membrane potential; glutamate-gated receptor activity. The record is from RefSeq and is a predicted model, not a curated record. Gene Ontology annotation, cellular component: plasma membrane; postsynaptic membrane. The transcript has 15 exons.